Molecule: messenger RNA, 1671 nt
Organism: Pneumocystis jirovecii RU7
Lineage: Eukaryota; Fungi; Ascomycota; Pneumocystomycetes; Pneumocystales; Pneumocystaceae
Product: 5-aminolevulinic acid synthase
Exons: 3
Coding region: 1-1671 (556 amino acids)
Biological process (GO): heme biosynthetic process
Cellular component (GO): mitochondrion
Molecular function (GO): 5-aminolevulinate synthase activity; pyridoxal phosphate binding
Source: RefSeq, a predicted model, not a curated record
AUGGAAUCUAUUUUAAAACAAGGAAUGCGUGUAUGCUGGUUUUUAAAAACAACAUCACCCAGCACACUACGACAUUUAAGCCAAAAAAUAGAGAAAGGAGGGCUAACAGCGCUUCAAGCGUCUGCAUAUGGCUGCCCAGUUAUGGGGAAUAUUCUCCGUUCUCUUGGAGCCCAGUCUUAUGUAUCAGGGACCUUUAUUAAUAAUGCAAAGAUGGACACACUUGAAAAUAUUCAUGCAAAAGCAGGAGUUUUUGAUACAUCUUCUGGUACAAGAACAAGAAUAGUAAUUCCUGCGAUCCGUACAGCAUCAUGUCAAAUACUAGGAAACCACAAGUUUGAUUAUGAAGAAUGGUGUUCUGAAGAGCUUAAUAAAAAACGUAAAGACAACUCGUAUCGUUACUUUAAUAAUAUCAAUCGGCUUGCAAAAGAAGCGCCAUUUGCACAUACAAAUCACUCUGAUAAACGGAUUGCUGUAUGGUGUUCAAACGAUUAUUUGAAUAUGAGUAGAAAUAAAGCAGUGAUUGAUUCUAUGCAUCGUGUACUUAACAUUUAUGGUGCAGGUGCAGGUGGGACACGGAAUAUUGCAGGAAAUAAUCAGCAUAUUGAGCGUCUAGAAGCAACUAUUGCAGAUCUUCAUGGAAAAGAGUCUUCUCUAGUUUUUAGCUCAUGUUAUGUUGCAAAUGAUGCUUGCAUUUCUACUCUUGGCAGUAAGAUGCCGAAUUGCAUUAUAUUUUCCGAUGCUUCUAACCAUGCAUCAAUAAUACAAGGUAUUUCUCAUUCUCGUGCUCAAAAAAUAAUUUUUAAACACAAUGAUCUUGAGGAUCUUGAAUCUAAACUUAAAUCUGUUCCUUUACAUGUACCAAAGAUUAUCUGCUUUGAGUCUAUAUAUUCUAUGUGUGGAUCAGUGGGGCCUAUCAAGGAAAUAUGUGAUCUUGCUAAGAGAUAUGGUGCUCUUACUUUCCUUGACGAGGUUCAUGCAGUUGGGAUGUAUGGGAAAUAUGGUGGAGGUGUUGCUGAACAUAUUGGCCAAAUGUCACGUGUUGAUAUUAUUACUGGAACAUUAGGCAAAGCUUAUGGAUGCGUUGGAGGAUACAUUGCAUCAUCUAAAAACAUUGUCGAUGCUGUCCGUUCUUUAGCACCAGGAUUUAUUUUUACAACAUCCUUACCUCCUCAUGUUGUGGAAGGUGCUCGUACUUCUAUUGAAUAUCAAAAAAAUACAUCUGAGGACCGUAUUCUUCAACAAAUUCACACUCGACAAAUUAAAAAAGCUCUUAAAGAUGCAGGACUGCCUUUACUUCCUAAUCCAAGUCAUAUUGUGCCUCUUAUGGUAGGCGAUGCUAAAAUCUGUAAAGAAAUAUCAGACGAAUUAUUGCAGAAAUACGAUAUAUAUAUACAGUCUAUUAAUUACCCUACCGUCCCUGUUAGCACAGAACGUUUGCGAAUUACUCCUACACCAGCACAUACUUCUCAAUUUCAAGAAAAACUUCUUUUUGCUUUGAAACAAAUUUGGAAGGAGCGUUCCUUAAGAAAAAUAGACGAAUGGGACAUGGAAGCUCUUGGCUCAUUUACAAAAGAACUAUGGACUGACGAAGAAUUGAAACUGUAUGACGUUAAUAAUAUAAUGAGCGAUGUCACGUUUCCAAGACUAAAAUAUCAACAAAUCAAUGUCUGA